AUGGAUCGAAAUAUGAGAUCAACUUAUGUAAACAGCGGACCGAGAUCUCUUCCUCACAUUGGCAGCAAACGACACAAUGGAAAUGGCCACAGUGCACCACGGCUCAGCCCACCAGCUCCAACAACAGUCAACAUCCAUAAUAAUAACAAUAUCAGCUGCAACCAACACGAUGAUCUCAUUAAUUACAUUUAUGACUCUUGGAAUAAAGUGACACGCGAGUUGGAAAGAGGAAGCGAAGAUGCAAAGUACUAUCAGGAACUUCCACCGAGGCAGCUGGCUAACUUCAGACCAUUUGAUCUCGAGGAGUGGUGGGGACGUCGUCUUAUUCAGUCGAUAAACAGGAACAAACACCGCUCUUAG
Messenger RNA from Leptosia nina, 360 nucleotides. The record is from the annotation of a GenBank genome assembly. NCBI's taxonomy places the organism in Eukaryota, Metazoa, Arthropoda, Insecta, Lepidoptera, Pieridae.